CUCUUUCCCCAUUCCUGAUAUCAGAUCUUAUUGGUAAGCUCGUCAUGUCCCCCCACGCCGCAGACUAAGUUUCAAAUAAUACUUUUCUUUCUUCCGCCUUACCGAGAUCAAGCCCCUUUCCUCCAUUCUCCAUGACUCCAGUCAAGGAAAUGAUGUGGGGGAUGGGGAAAAAGACUGAAUAAGCCGGGGUCAAAUGCACCGAGUCGGAGUGAUGAAAAGCGAUGUCACGUGGGAAAGAAUUCCCAUUCUUGGCGGCUUUCGUUAUGUUGGUGUCAUGACAGAUCUGAAAUGAUACAUAUUGAAUAUCGUGGAAAGCCGAAGCGAACGGAAACGUCAGGACUCCAACAAAGCCGGACUUCACGUUGGAACUUCACUAAGUCCACCUGAUUAUCUCCACCUCAAUAUCGCACCAAGGACGACCUUAUGAUAUUGUAAAACAAUGGCACCCAACAAUCUCAAAUGGCUUCAACCGAGUAAGGAUGGCCUGUCUCACGGGAUCUCAUUCGGCAUGCCAUGGGCUCGAGGUGUCCACCGGUCCGGACAACACUUCGCAAUCACGGGCGAUGCUGGCCAUUCAUACUCGCUUGACAGUCGAGAAACGGCAUUUUGGCCGGAUGGAUCGCUGAAAUGGACUGCUCAUUCUGUUGCUGGAGAUGUUGGAUAUUCGGAUUCGUACACUGUCGAAGCGUCUUCUGAACCACAAGGAGAUGUGAUGUCUGUCAACAACAACAAAAUCACAACUACCUCAGGCCUCGAGCUGGAGCUCUCACAACCUGGAAGUGCUUUUUUGUUUGAAAAACUUGCAUUUGAAGGGGGGAUUGUCUCCACAGGCGCAACCAUCAUUGCCUCAAUCGACAACCAGCACUACACAACCAAAACCAAGUCUGUGAUAGUAGAGAAUGCAACAUUUUCUCGCAUCGUGAUCAAAGUUUCAGGUGCCACGAUUUCCAAAUCAGGAGAAGAACAUCUCCCAUUCGACGUCCGCCUCUACAUCCAUCAGCAUUCCUCCACCCUCAAAAUUAUCCACUCAUUCAUCCACGAUCUUGAAGCCUCUCAACCAUUAACUAGUCUCGGACUCAAAUUCAGCGUCCCGUUGAAAGGCUCAGAGAUGUAUAACCGCCAUAUCCGACUCGGAACGUCAAACAGCUCUCUCAUUUCCGAAGAAAUGCUCGGCCUCUCCGGCCUACGAUACGGACCAACGACACAGAAUCGCAUCGAUCAGACAGACGGCAAACCCGUGACUUUGAAAGCAGAGGAAUGGGUGAAGUUCAAAACAGGAGCGGAUAAGCACAGUGCUCUAGGUUUCGUCCCAACGUGGGACGCAUACACACUCUCUCAAUUAUCAAGCGAUGGAUUUACCGUCAAGAAAAGAACGAAAGAGGAAUGCGCAUGGGUGAAAGUGACAGGUGGAGGAAGAGCAGAUGGAACUGCUUAUGUAGGAACAGCCAGCGAAGGCGGGCUUGCAGUUGGGAUGUCGAACUUCUGGGAACGGUAUCCGACGCAGCUUGACCUGAGCGGACUGACAAAAGACGUGGGUGAAAUGACGGUCUGGUUGUACUCGCCACUUGCUGAGCCACUGGAUACGAGACCGUUUCAUGAUGGACUGGGAAUGGAUACGUAUCCCAAGCAAUUGGCAGGAUUGGAUGUGACGUAUGAAGACCACGAGCCUGGAUUCAGCACUGCGAAUGGAAUCGCAAGGACGAAUUCGCUGUUUCUAAAACCGUACACAGCAACACCUUCCAACCAGGACCUCGCAGCUUUCUCCUCCCUAGUAAGAGAUCCACCGCGUCUCGUCCCAGAAGCAGGGCACAUGCAUAGCACCGGCGUGUUCCACGGCAGCUGGUCGCCCUCACAUGAGAUAUCAAAUUCCUCGCCUAAUGAAGGCGAAAAGGAUAUCGGAUCUAACCUGUCAACCCUCUUCUCCUUCUAUGCAAACCAAAUCUCCCAACAGCGCUGGUAUGGGUUCUUCGACCACGGCGACAUCCAACACACGUACGAUCCGCACCGGCACGCGUGGCGGUACGAUGUCGGCGGUUUCGCCUGGGACAACAGUGAACUCUCUACUGACCUCUGGCUCUGGCUGUACUUCCUACAUACCAGUCGUGCAGACGUAUUCAAGAUCGCUGAGGCAAUGACACAACAUACAUUCGAAGUCGACAUCUAUCACUCCGGACGAUUCAAAGGGUUCGGAACACGGCACGGCGUCCAGCACUGGAGCGACUCAAGCAAACAACUUCGCAUAUCCUCCGUCCUAUUCCGCCGAAUCUACUACUACCUCACCGGCGACGAGCGAAUCGGCUCCAUCAUCUCCUCCCUCUCCACCUCCGAAGCCGCCCUCCUAACCCUCGACGCCCACCGCAAAGUCCAAGCCAAAGACACGCACGCCCUACCCCCGGGCUUCGCGAUGGCGAAUAUAGGACUCGACUGCGGCCCACUAAUGUCAGCUUGGCUUACGGCUUGGGAACGUCGUUCAGAAGGCUGGGAGAAAUGUAAAUCCUUGCUCGUCAAACUCCUUGCCGGGAUUACGGCCCUGCCGCAUGGGAUUGGGAGUAAUGCCAUGUUGUUGAAUCCUUCUACGGGGGAGGUGAGACCUGCUCCGCCGCCGACGCCGGAUCAUGCGAUCUCGCAUUUGAGUAUGUUGUUUGGCUUUCCGGAGAUUGUGGGGGAGGUGUUGGAUUAUGCGGCUCAGGAUGCGGAUUGUAGAGACGUGGUUCAAGAUUUUAAGGAGAAUACUUGGCUGCCUUAUUGUAGAGCGUAUAAUGCCGGUCCGGAAACACAACUCAAGGAGUUCGGGUUUGUUUUUGAUGUGGGACUUGACGAUUCUUGGAGGCAGAGUCAUUCGACUCUUACUGCUUUCGUGGCUGUUGAAGAGAAGAGCGAGGAGAUUGCGAGGAAGGCAUGGGAGGAGUUCGGGAGUGAUGGGUAUGGGAGGGAUCAUGACUGGACGAUUGAGAAGACUGGGGAUGGUGGUGGGGAGGAGGCGAAGUGGAUUACGACGAAUGAGGCGGCCAGGUAUGGGGUUAGUGCGUUGGUGAAUUUGCCGAAGAUUAGGGAGUUUCUGUGAUGGGAUGAGAGAUGAAGAUGGGAUUGGGAAUUAGUAUGGGGGUUGAAGGUGCAGAGAGAAGAGUUUAGCCAACACAGCAGGUCAGCCACGCUGCAAACAUGCUUUGCGCGACAUGGACGUUGGUAGAGCGCAGAAGACCACGAAACAGGUAAAUGCCAGAAAGAAAACCGGAAAUGCAGCUUUCCAGCAUUGACACAAGAGCGACUUGAAGAGUCACAUGACUGACCUCAUCACAGACUUGGAGCGUAGCAUGCCGUAGCAUGCAGUAGUGCAGUAGUAGAGCCGAGAAAAUUUGUUCGAUUAGUCAACCAAACAAAAGUCCAAAG
Messenger RNA from Cadophora gregata, 3390 nucleotides. RefSeq lists its product as uncharacterized. The record is from RefSeq and is a predicted model, not a curated record. Lineage: Eukaryota; Fungi; Ascomycota; Leotiomycetes; Helotiales; Ploettnerulaceae. The coding region runs from base 440 to 3064 and encodes 874 amino acids. The transcript has 3 exons.